Molecule: messenger RNA, 3596 nt
Organism: Xenopus laevis (African clawed frog)
Lineage: Eukaryota; Metazoa; Chordata; Amphibia; Anura; Pipidae
Product: NACHT, LRR and PYD domains-containing protein 3-like
Exons: 7
Coding region: 1-2730 (909 amino acids)
Source: RefSeq, a predicted model, not a curated record
AUGUAUGAAGAGGGGCAUUUCUCCCAGGAGAAAUACUUCAAGCUUCUGGAAUGCAGACCAGAAAUAAACCAGGUCAUGUCCAUGUUAGAGAUGGUGACCAAGGAUGACGAGGUGUGCCGGAAGUUCAUCCAUGUUCUCCAGCAGGUCAAGGAUUAUUACUGCCCAGAACUACAAAACUGGAUGAGGAACACCUUCCCGGUCUACUUCAAGCAAACCCCUGGGUCAAUCGAAAAAGAAAAACCUGAGAAAAAAAGUACAUGGAGCAGAAUUAAGAGAAGCCUGAGUAGCAAACACACGUUCAAGUUGGAGCAACUGGACACACAAAGGAAUCCAUUGAUCAUAUUUUGCCAGCUGAAAGAGAGUCUGCGCUAUCACAAGCAUUCCAUUACAUUCCAAAAGAAGAAGAUCCAAGGGAACCUGGAUGCUUCCCGCAGCUGCUGUGAGCUGAUUGAGAUCAAGUACACCGAGCUUUUAAUCACCAAUGAAGACCCUGUGGAACUUCCUGACCAACACGAGUACUUUAUCCUUGCCAAUCGCCGUGCUCGCAUCUAUGCCCAUAACAAGCACCAAAAGAUCACUUUAGGGGACCUUCUAACUCCGAUGGCUUCUGAAUCAAAAACACCACGUAGAGUUCUUGUCACUGGGAUUGCUGGAAUUGGAAAGAGUCUGGCAAUGCAGAGGCUGAUCCAUGACUGGGCUAUAGGGAUGGUAUACAGAGAUAUCGCCUGCGCUGUACAUUUUGCACUGCGGGAGUUAAACUUAGCAAGAGGCCCGGUGAGCUUCAUUGAUCUUGUCAAGCGCAACCAUGUCCACUUAGAUGAUGUGGUGGAAAAACUAUGUCUAGAUCCCCGAAACCUCAUGAUUAUUCUCGAUGGUCUGGAUGAAUUUCAGUACUCCAUAAAUGAAGGGAAGGCUGUGAAGAGCAUCAGUGAUGCUGUACCCAUCAAAGACCUUGUUUUUAGCCUUAUCAAGGGAUAUCUGUUACCAGGGGCUUCUGUCAUGGUUACCAGCAGGCCACGGCCAUCCGUUCCACUUGAUGCUUUUGACCGUCGAGUGGUUAUUCUAGGAUUUGAGCAGGAGCAGGUGAGAGAGUACUGCUUCAGGUUCUUCAGAGACAAAGAACUAUCAGAGGAUGUCUUCCAGUAUAUAAUACAAAAUGAGAAUUUAUCAGGCAUGUCCUUCAUUCCACUCUAUUGCUUCAUCAUAUGCACCGCCCUCAGUUCCUUCUUUCAGUGUCGUGAGAAUGGCUCUUGCACUGAAAAGCCACCCCAGACUAUAACUGAGGUUUACCGUAGCUAUCUCUGCACCAUCAUGCAUCACCACAUGAGACAGUCCUCAAGCAGAGACAAUGAAACUGACUCGGAACCCAUUGUACUCUGCAGCCCUCCUAUCUACACAGCUAUGAAGGAUGUCCUUUAUCAACUGGGGAAACUGGCAUACUAUUCACUGUUAGAGAACAAAAUUCUCUUUUACCCAGAGGACAUCCAAAAGUAUGGGUUUCACCCUACAGAACUACCCGACAGCUUCUUGCAACGAAUCUUUGUGCCGGAAUCUGGGCAGCAGCGGGAGGUGUUUGCAUUCUUCCAUUUAACUCUUCAGGAGCACCUUGCUGCCCUCUACUGUGUCAUGUCUCUCACUCCCAUGGCAGAAGAGCUGACGCAAUGCCUUGAUCUCUGGUGCUUUGGAGUCAUACCUGAAGACCCAGUGCAAUGUGAGCUUCUAUCCACCACUCUGGAAAUACAGACAGACAACCAAUGGGAAAGGCUGCAGAUGUUCUCCAGGUUCUUUAUGGGUCUUCUCUGUUAUAGAAUAGAAGGGAAGCUGAAAGGGCUGGUAGAGUGCCUGAGCUGUGACAUCCUGGAUCCUCUGACAAUCUGGUUUAAAGGGAAAAUUAGAUAUGAAGUAAAUCAGAAGCUCCUCAAUCUGUUGCACUGCCUGAGGGAGCUCCAGCAGGAAACGGUGGUACGAAAUGUGGCCUCUGAGAUCGAUGAAGUCAAUUUUUUCAAGGUUACACUGAACCCCGCUGACUGCGCGACUCUAUGCUACGUUCUGCAGCACUGCAACACCAGCCUCAAGAUCUUAAACAUCGGCUAUGCCAAUAUUGGGAUCCAAGGGUUGCGGAUUCUACAGCUUCUAUUACAUCGCUGCCAAACCCUCUACCUUCGUUACAACUCUCUGACAAAGGAGGCCGCCAUGAUUGUGUCCAAGGUGCUGAAGUCUGACUGUGAAGUGAGAAGUCUCCUAAUGUGCGGCAAUAGCAUUGGCUCAGAAGGUGUGCGGUACCUGUGGGAUGCGCUCAGUAGUAACGACACCCUAGAGGAGCUUUAUGUAGACAUCACCGGCAUCACAGACAAUGGCCUGGACAACUUUGUUUCUUGCCUGACACACAAUUCCACUCUGCGGCUUCUAACGAUCGCUGGCAACAACCUGACAGAGAGUGGCAAACACCUUCUCGUGGAGCUGCAAGAGUUUAGGCAAGACCUGAAGAUCCUCCGGAGCUUUGCAGGGGACAUGGGGCUGCUCCAGGCGUAUUUGGACUGGGUGGAGGAUCUGAAGAAGGACCCGCAGCAGCUGGAGUCAGCCAAAAAUGCCAAUGCCCUGCGCAAUGUUCUGUGGGAGCUUGAGAAAGAGGAACCUGAGGUGGAAGAGAACAAUAUUAAAGCGAGGAUACUUCUCCUGAAGAAGGAAAUAACUGAACUCCUAGAGUCUUCUUCUGGGGUGGUAUGCUAAGAGAAGUCCAUCCAUUCCAAAAAAAGCAUACAAAAACAUACAAACUCUGAUACUUUAAGGGAGUUCUAGUGGCUCUGAAUCUGGGGUCUAAACCCAUUACCAAUCUAUAGGGGAGCUUUGGGUUGAUGUGCACCUAGCCCUAAUGUUCUAAUGCCCCCUGAUCAACUGAUCUAGGCCUCCACUGGUGAUGUCCUUUAACCCAACUAAGACUUCUACUGGAGAUAUCAUCAAGCCUCAAAGCAAGAAAUCUAGUCUGCUCCCCUUCUUUAUAAAAUCUAAAGGGCAGUCACAAGGGACAUCAGACACACCUUACCUGCGGGGUUGUGCCGAGUCCUCCCAUUACUUCUGGGAAUUACUCUCAACACAUAGGUUCCUACUAACUGCAGGUGCUAGAGGGGAGUCAGUAUACAGAACCUCCAUAACACAAUUCCAGCAGGCUCCAUGAUGGACGAAAUCCCAAGUAAAUCCUCGGAAACAGCUUUUGGCAAACAUUUCUUAAUCAACAUCAUUGUAGUUCUUAAUUUCCCAAAAUUCGGUUUUUGAAACACUUUGAAAAUGAAUUGACACUUCUAAUUGGGGAGAUAAAAUGAAUUUCCUGCCCACUCAAUUAUUACAACUCUGCUCCCCCAUUAAGUCUUUGAUAAAACCCUUGUGCAUAUUCCUCAAGCCUCACAAACUCAUGAAGAGUGAUGAUGUCAUUGCAGUGAUUACAUCAUUACACAUCUGUGCUUCUGGCAGCUCUAGAGUGAUCCACUGGCAGCUCAAAGUGGAGCCAAAGGAGAGUAGAGGCUUUUAAAGAAGAAGGAAAGCUACAGAGGCAGUUUAUUGUCAAUAGAUUAGCCACAAUAGUGCAAGCUAUAACACUA